AACUUUUACACGUCAAUCCCUUAAAUAACUAGAUGACACCGUAUGUAUAGUGUGUAUGCGCAGUGUCAGUACUAAAUAACAAAUGGUUUUAAGUCGUAACUAAUGUUUCACUCAGUUAAGUGACACAGUUCGCCGCUAGUUUUCUAUAAUUUUACUAAUAGUUAUAGUGUGCAAUUCUAUCCUACUGCAUUGAAAAGUAAACAUUAUCAUGGAACAAUAAAAUACAUUUUGCAUUGCAGGAUCUUUUAUGUAAUAUAAUAGAGGACAAACAGUUAACAAAAAACAACUAAUUAAAAAAAUAAGCAACAUUGAUUACAAAUUGCUUUGAUAAAGCUGGAAUAAUGAGCGCAAAAACAUUUCAGUUGCAAACUAGUUACUAAACACACAGCAGAGUACAAAUAAAAUCAAAAUUUUGACAAAAUAAUAUGUUGUUAUCGGAAAUUUUUAUGUUCUCGGGAACUGUACAGUCUAUAGUGUGUGUAGUGUUGUUGGUUACAACAUGGUGUUUACUACCACAAUGGCGAACUCUACAGAACUUUAUAAGUGUAAACCAAGUGAUAACUGGCACUCUUUUCAUUUUCAUUUUAACUUCAUUGCAAUUUACAGAUAUGCCAUAUGAGAUGAUGCCUCUUACGCAUUAUAUUUUAAUAACAUCAGUAUGCUGGUCUGUGUCUUCUUCACUUCUUGCUUAUCUAAGACUUGUGCUCGUCUAUGUUGGAAAAAUAAGCUGUGAGAAGAGGAAAGCUGUUAUUUUUGCCUAUGGUAAUGCCGGUAUUAUUUUAGGAAUCAGCCUUGUCAUCGUUCCCAACUUAUUGUUCGAAAAUUAUUCAUUUUUUGAUCACUUUCUUAAAAUUUUACUUGCCAUACACAUAUACAUGCUGGUUUUGAACUUCAUCAUCUUCAUUAGAAUAGUUUUUUCUGUACUGUCAUGUUGUAAAACUAAGAAAAUGUCAAAAAGAAAAAUUAAGCAUGUUGCAUCGUUGAUUGGUGUUGCAUUUAUUUGUGAUUCUUUAUUAAUUCUAAUUCCUGUUCUUUUAUUUUUCUCGAUUAGUAAUGUAAUUUAUUAUUUAGUGGUGUUUUUUAUUUGUCAUCGAUUAGUUUUCCAAACUAUGUUCGUUUUAUUUAGACGAUCGACUAGAUUACACUGGAAACUUUACAUAAAUAAAAGAAAGAGAAGAAAGUUAAAUCAUGAUUUUCUUGCUUUAAGAGAUAAAUUGUAAUUAAUAGAUAUUAUACUCGUAAUUAAAAAACAUGA
Messenger RNA from Spodoptera frugiperda (fall armyworm), 1255 nucleotides. RefSeq lists its product as uncharacterized. The transcript has a single exon. Bases 426 to 1220 code for a protein of 264 amino acids. NCBI's taxonomy places the organism in Eukaryota, Metazoa, Arthropoda, Insecta, Lepidoptera, Noctuidae. The record is from RefSeq and is a predicted model, not a curated record.